AGGGGCUAGAAAUAAAUAUAAAACAAAGUUUUUAAAAGAAUUUUGUAAUGUGUUAAAUUUUUUUUCCAAUAGUACCUUUUUGAUUGAGAAGGAAAUGUCAACUACUUGUGAGAUAUACAAAGGAUCAAAAGUUUAAGCCUCCUAAUGACAACUGAUAAAGAGAAGAACAUUCGAGAGAUAGUCAGAGCACUAGACAGAGUGAGUGAGAGUUCUCUCCAAAACGAAGAAUGCAAGCAAAUUUGUGGAAAUCUUUUGGACGCAUUUUACUUUGCUUGUAAAGCGAAGGUAGAGUUUACAAAAGAAGAAACAGAAUCCUUAGGUUUUUCUUUAGUCAAAAACAUUGACAAGAUACUUUCUGGUAUUCUUCAAUUUGCAUAUUUUUUCGAACCCAGAGAAGGCCCUUGUGCACUAAAAUAUAGAUCUGCUUUGCAAUAUGUUUUGGACGAGUUUAAAGAUUUUCAAAUAAAUGAAUUUUUAAAUACUGGGCAAAAUGUAUUAGAUAUUAAAAUCAAGCAAAGUGAUGCGCUAAAAAAUUUAGACGACGCAAUAGAUUUUUGGAAAGAAGAUUUAACUGUUGGACUUGACAUUGAAGGUUACUCAAUUGAAAGCUUGUAUAGGCCGGAUGACAUACCCGAGCAUCAUACUUGGUGGCUUCCUAAAAACUAUCUGUCUAACUCAGUGUUGUCUUCAAUACAUUGCGGGCUUUCAUCUGAGCCCAGCAGGCACGGAGAGCGAGAGAACUUCAGUGAGGGAGAAACAAUAUCAACCAAUAUUUUUCUCAUUUGUAUUGUCAUAAUUGUUGCUCUAAAAUUGAAAAAGGAAGAGAAACACUUAUAGAACUGCCUAGCUACCAGCUCUGAGUUAUGUCUCAUAGUGGUUCUACGACUAAAGGCUACCAACAAAACAAAACAAAAAAGAAAAAAAAAACAAUGAUAGUUUUCGUUCUUUAAAGAUUUUGAAAAUAUUUAACCUUAAAUUUUUCUUAGAAUUUUAUUCCUUUUAGCAAGUUAUUUUAAAAUUGUAUAAUUGAUACAUUGAUUUAUAUAUUGUUUUACUAUGCUUGACAUAAGAACAUCUUUAAAUGAUUAUAACCGAAGAGAAAUUAACAAUUUGUCGCGUACUCUAGAAAAUGUUGGAUUGACAGAAGCAGAAGCUCAUGACUGGAUUGGUAAAGACGAAUCUCUCUUCCAUCGCCAAUUUGUUUCUUUAUAUGAUGUAAAUGGACAAUUAAAAAUUCAUCCUUUGGCUUUAUUUGCUCUAAACAAAAAAGAAAAAAAUGAUAUUGAGGAAAUAACUAAAAAGAUAAACAACGGAGAUUUAAGCAUUUCUUUAUCUGUCAAAAAUAACCCGGCAAUAUUAAAAAAAUACGAGAUUCAGUUAGAUAGACAAAUUAUCUUUAAAGAGAAUAAGCUUUCAGAAUUGUUCGGAAAAAAUUUAAGAGAUGUAAAGAUUAAUGGUAAAGCUAUAUUUGCCAAUAUAAAACCUUUUGAGAUCAAACGUAUGUAUGAUCUUUUCAUGAAUAAUUCAAAAAUAAAAAAUUAUGUUCAAGUGAUGGAAAAAUUUGCACAAUUAAAUAAAGUAGAAAAUGUUUCAGAUUUUUGUGCAUGUGGGGAGUAUAUUUACAGAGAAUUGAGUAAAAGCAUUAAAGAGGCAACCAAGUCUUCCCAAUGUCAAGCUGACAUACAACUAAAGGAAAAAGAAACGCUGAAUGAAUUUAUUUGUGAAAAUACUGUUAGAGAUAUGUUCAAAGACAGAUUUACGACCGUAGUAGAUAAUUGUAUACAUCUGAUGACAACUAAGGGCUUACAUUUUUCAAGUCCUAUGACAUAUGCAAAUCAUUAUGUUAAGCAUGCGGUCGAGACUUGUUGUCCAGAAACCGCUACCGAAGAAACAUAUCUAAGGUUAGCAAACAAACAUGUGUCGGAGGGCCAGGCAGAUGUAACACUGACACAAGAUGGAACUUUUCUGAAACAUAAAUACCAGCAUGACAACAAACUAGUUAUACUGGUAGAGGAUGUAAAUACCGGGAAAAAAAAUAUUGCUACCUUUUUUAAAACCAAAAAUUAAUUCCUUACUCAAUAUAAACAUAACAAAUUAUUU
Molecule: messenger RNA, 2100 nt
Organism: Biomphalaria glabrata
Lineage: Eukaryota; Metazoa; Mollusca; Gastropoda; Planorbidae
Exons: 3
Coding region: 1057-2067 (336 amino acids)
Source: RefSeq, a predicted model, not a curated record